UAUACACGCAACUUCUUCUCUAAUUCUCGAAAAUCUCUUUGCCAAAUUUGAAAAUCGACAUUGGAGGGAAUUCUUGCACCGAUAUAGAUAUGCAUUUCAAUGGUGACAUAGCGAGCCUUGAUGCCAAACUGUUGCAACUUCCGGAGCCGGAGGUGGCUCCUCUGACCAGCCAAGCCAUUCGUGAUUUCGCCGAGAAGCUUUUCGAUCAGUGGCUUUCGCUUCCGGAAACAAGUAAUCAAGUAAAAUAUUUGCUCUAUAAAGCUAAGAGAGGUCGUUCUUUGAAUGUCUCUGGAGCAGUAGACCUACCUGCUUUAGGCUCUCCCAAGAAAUUAGUGAAUGACCCUGGGAAAGAGGUUAUACCGCAGUUCUAUUUUCAAAAUGGCCGUCCACCCUCCCAAGAAUUGCUAAAUGAGUGCUUGUCUAGAAUCAAACAGUUUUUUUCUGCUGAAAGUAAAGGACUCCGAAUCCAGGAAUUUAAACUAGCUACGAAGGAAAUUUGCAAGCUCCCAUCAUUCUUCUCCAUUGCACUUUUUACAAAGAUUGACGUCAACUGCACAGGCAUUGUGACCAG
Olea europaea var. sylvestris is the source of this 571-nucleotide messenger RNA. RefSeq names its product serine/threonine protein phosphatase 2A regulatory subunit B''beta-like. Gene Ontology annotation, molecular function: protein phosphatase regulator activity. NCBI's taxonomy places the organism in Eukaryota, Viridiplantae, Streptophyta, Magnoliopsida, Lamiales, Oleaceae. Gene Ontology annotation, cellular component: protein phosphatase type 2A complex. The annotation marks the transcript as partial. Gene Ontology annotation, biological process: protein dephosphorylation. The transcript has 5 exons. The record is from RefSeq and is a predicted model, not a curated record.